GCAAGCUAACAAGAAAAGAAAAAAAGUAAAACGAAAAAAAAAACGAAGUAGGAUGCCAAAUGUAGGGAACUUUUGAUGACUCAUACAUUUAUUCUGAUGCAUCUGAUUACUACUUAGAGCAACAUGGUCAAGGCAGGUAUGGCUCAUGACUUUUACACUAUUAUGCUUCAUACAAUUAGUUUUUUCUAGUCCGAUGAAUUAUAAUUGAUUUAUUAUAAUUAAUUAAUUAUUACGCCGAGGCCUAAUUUACUAAGUAGUAAGUAGCAUUAAGUCUUAAGUAGGGCCUAAUCUGGGCCUAUCCACUAAUGACUAACUAAUGCCACUUUCACUCUUCAAUAUUCAGUAUUGAUCAUUGUCAAUAUAAAAAAAUAUAUAUAUUUUAAAUUUGACUACACUACUGUUAUGUAAGGAAUCAAGGAAGGCCAUCUAAAAUAAUUUGCAAUUUAUAAAUUUAGCCCUCUUUUUUUUUUUCAAGUUUAUUUUACAACUUACACUUACUCUAUUACUAUUAAAUUAAUAGUAGUUAUAAUUAUAAAUAGUUCUAUACUAGUUAUAAAUUAUAAGUAGUUCUAUACUAAUAAUUUAUAAUAUCUUAAAAUAAUUUAUAAUAAUUCCAAAUAAUAUAUAUAUUAUUAUACUAUAUUAUAAAAUAUGAUACUCAUCACUGAUAUGCAAUCAGAAUUAUUACUUAAAGUUAAAGACUUUAAAGUAUUACUUAAAGUUUAAAGUUAAAGACUUUAACUUUAAAGAAAUUGAAAUUUAGAAAAAUUGAAGAGUUAGUAAUUAGACUUAGACCCACAAAAAAAAAUUGACCCAAGAGUUGGUAUGGUAACUACAGACCUGUUUACUCUUACGAUUUUGGCGUACAAUGUACAAUUUUGAGGUGUAUAGAUUGUAUAUACUGUAUGUUUUUUCAAUAUGAAUAUAACGUAUUAAUGACUUGGUGAUAAUAUUGUACGAUUUUAAGAGUUUGAGGGUAAACAGGUCUGUAACUAUGGCUUACACAAGAUGCUUUGAUUUUGAUAAAUCACCACACAUGUGAUUGGCACAUGUGGAAAAAUUACGUAGUUUGUUGUAGUUGUGUUACGCUUUUCAUAUGGGAUUUUCAUUGACCUCCGUUAAGUUCUAUUUUCAUCUUAACGAUUUAUAAAUAUAUUGAUUUUGUUAUCAAUGAUCAAGAGUAGAUUCUUUUUUUAAACAUGCUAAUGUAAAUAAAGAAAUGAGGGUAUUUGUUUUAUGCUUAUGAUAUGGUGAAACAGCGAACAUGAUUUUAAACUUUAAUCUUCAAAUAUUUUUUUGAUAAGAGUUAUUCCUUUAUUUGGACAGACAUGCAUUACAGCUUAUCCAUUUUAAAAACUAACUAGCUGUAUUAAAGUGAAUAGUUCAUUCCCUGGAAAUCAAUAUUGAAGCCCAAAAUGGUUCACCAGACAUCGGAAAUAGAAAGUCUGCCAUUUAUUAAUUAGGCAUUCCGGCAGUGUUGUUCUUGCGCACUUUUAAUAUUAAUGGUAUUAUAUAUAAAAUACUUUUAAUGGCCGAACAAAUCUUCAUAAAAUUUAGCAUUAUUAUGAUUAUGGCAUGAAUAAACUUAAAAUUGUGUACAAGUAGGCAAUAUUAUUUAAAUGUGACAAUUAAAAUUAUUUAAAUUAAAAUUGCUUUCACUUUUGGAAAAGGUUACGAAAAGCGAACAUGAAUUUAAUCUUUAAUCUUCAAAUACUUUUUUUUUAAUAAGAGUUAUGCCUUUAUUUGGACCGACAUGCAUUACAGUUUAUCUUUUUUAAAAACUAACUAGCUGUAUUAAAGUGAAUAAUUCAUUCCCUGGAAAUCAAUAUUCAUGCCCAAAAUGGUUCACCAGACAUCGAAAAUAGAAAAUUAUGUACAAGUAGACAAUAUUAUUUAAGUGUGACAAUUAAAAUUAUUUCAAUUAAAAUUGUUUUCACAACUUUUACAGUUGUGAAAUUUUUUUUGCUUUGAAAUGUUUGUUUUUAAUUACUAAUAUUUUACUUUCGUUCAACAAAUGUUCUAAAAAAAUAGUUAUAAUAAUACAUUUGAAAUAAUUGCAAAACGUAUAAUAGUUUACAUAAGCAUUCGCAAGAGAACAAUUUCAAUCAGUACCAUGGGAAGGGGGUGUCGGCAAAAACAUCCCCAUUAGCCAUAUAAUCAUAUAGAUAGUCUUAUUUUGAAAUUUUGUUAAAUUUUUUAAGGUAGAUUUUCUUCAUUUUGAAUUAAUAAUUGUAUGCAUUAAUUUUUAAAAAGAAUUUACUUUAACUUACAGUUCUAACAUUGAUUUAAUGCAUGCUAUAAUUAUUAUAAUCAAUGAAAAUACACUUAAUUCAAUUUUUUUGGAGUUCAUUUUGUGUCCUCCCAACUUUUCACUUCACUAUUUAUCAUGCAUCCUUCUUAAAAAUAUUAGUUAUUUUAAAAAAAACAACUGUAAGUACACAAAACUAGACUACUUCAAAAUCCAAAGACCCUGCAGUUAUUUUUCAUUUUCACUUGACUUUUUAAAUUAAUUUUUAAAAGUUUACCAUUCUUCAUUUAACAAAUUUUCAAUUUUCCCUCAUCUAAAUUCAUAUUGAAUCGUGAAAAAUUAUGGUCAUAAUAUUAUAAUAAAAACUGUUAUUGUCCUCUGUAAGAUUGAUAAUGUCUCCUGAAAAUUUGGUACAAUUAUCUUUAAAUAUAAAAAAGUUGCUGUCAAAAUACUGCAGAAAUCAGAAAAAUGGGUCACAUGUUUUGGGGUAAAAUAUAUAGUUAAUAUAAAGGGCUUAAAAAAUUUAAACCCAAAAUAUCAUAACCCCACUUCUGUAGAAGCUAGAAAGAUGAAAUGGAUAUUUUUGGAAAGGUUAAAGCUAGUCCUUUAAUGUGGCAUAUCUUUUAUGGCAAUCAGACAUUAUUCAAAAUUUCUGUCAAAGUACACUAUGUUUUAAAAAGUUUUGUUAGACUCAUUGGUUUAAUGCUGCACAUAAUUAUUUAUAAUUAUAGUUGUAGGAGUCCAAUGCCAACAAUAGUUUCUUGACUCAUCACGUUUUUUUUUUUUUCAUGAACCAAGAAAUAGACUCAAAGUCUAAGAAAUUUAACCACUGUCAAUUCAAAAAUGCAUAACUACUGGUCACUGACAUACUGCUUUCAUUUUCUAAAUACAGACUUUACCCUAAUAGAUACCUUUGUGAUGCCUCAGGUCACUUUGAAUAGACCAAUAGGCAAUAGGAUUUAAGUCUAAUUUUGACCCACUUAUUAUUUAUAAUUGUACUCUCCAUAUAAAUAGAUUCAAUAAAACAUUUUGAAUGUAAAUAAAAAUAGUUAAUAAAUUUACUCCUUUAAAUCGAGAAGGUAACUUUUUCUUCUGUCUAUCAGACAAUCUGACUGGUUCUUAAAUGAAGAACAUAGCAGAAAUAACAUUUUAUAUGUAGUUGGAUUCACAAUUGAAUGAUCUAUUAUCUGAUACCAAUUAUCAAUCACAGUUAUUUAUAGUUUUGGAUGACAGGCUUUUAUAAAGCUUUUUAUAAAAAAACAAAUGUCAACAUACCACAAAUAGGUAGCAGAAAAAUAUUUGUAUUGAUACCUAAUUUAAAAUCUUUAUUAUUUCUAUCAAUGGUAUCCAUUUUUACAACACAUAAAAUUUUCAAGUAAUUUUUCAAUAUUUUGUUAAAUUACCUAUUGUUACAGCCUGUUUGUUGACCUAGUUUUUAUUCAUCACAAGCCGUGGUAUUCAAUAAUUCCCCCCUCCCCCAUCUUUUGUUUUGAUAUUGACAUCAUCCAUUAAAUGUGUACCGCCAAUACUUUUUGUUCACCCUCUAUAGAAUGUAAAAAGGUUGUUUACAUUCGAAUAUGGUCUAAUUUGUACCUACUUUCUCCCUAUAAAUAAGCUGGUUAAAGCAAGCAGCUUUCCUAGCUGGGAGAGAAAUUUUUCCAUUUUUCCUAGACAUUUACAAGAUGUAAUAUACUUAUUAGAUUUUACUCUUUAUGUGUGUUUGCAUAUAAUAGGUCUAUUUGCAUCUUUUGCAUAUAAUAGGUCUAUUUGCUUACUUUUUCACUUGCUAUGCUGUACGUUAAUUAAAUUUCCAAAUAAAAACAUAUAACUGUACAUAAAACUAUUUUUAAAAUGCUUUAAUAAAUUUAAAAAUAGUGAGAUUUUAUAAUUUUUAUCAUAAAAAAAACAACAAAAUAUAGAAAAGUCUAUUGUUUCAUGAGACAUGCAAGAAAUACCAUUAUUGUCAGCAAUCAAAAUAAGAGGAGAUUAUUAAUUUUAACAUAUUUAAAAAAAACAACACAUUGGGUAAAAAUAAACAAUUAUAUAUUAUGUAUAUGACAAUUUAUGUCUUUAUAGAUAGCUCAUAUUUAUUAGAAAUUGCAGCACAAUCAGUCCUAGAUUUUCUAUUUAAUAACUCAAAUAAAAAUGUCUGGAAACAUUGCAGUUUUAACAGCAUGCUGAGUUAAAUCAUCAUAUUGCUGCCGGAGAAAAAUGAGCAUUAUCAACAAAGUUUGUAACGGCCUCAUUAAUUCUUCUGAGGAAGUAAAAUGACUAAGGCUAUAAGAUCUUUUUAAUUAUUCAAGACAUGGAUUUGUUUUUUUUCUUCUUCAGAUAAAGAGAAAUAUGACAAUUAACCUAGCACAGAAUUUUCAUUCAAAUGAAAGAUAAAGCCUCUCUGGCACAUGUUUUUUUCUUCUGCUAACCACAUUGUUGUCCACAUUAUUUGUAUUUAUUCCAAAGCUGAUAUCUUUUAACAACUAAUUUUAUCACAAUCCAAUCAACUAGACACAGUGGUACAUUCAGAUUAACCUAUGUAAGCAACAUAACCAUUAAUUAUACUGUUUUAUUAGAAAUUGAAGCCGCAAUAACGGACAAUUCAUUCAGUUAUGUUGGUCCAUACUGGUAAUAUUUUGCAUUUAAGAAAUAAGUAUGUCCUAUCCUGUCUUGCUUCUCUUUAUUAGUUAAAAUUUUUGGUCCAGGGAUCAUAUUUGCUUACAAGUCCUUGUCAUGGGGUCGAAAAGAAAUAAACGGUACCUGCUUAUCAGUAGUCUCUUUAAUUUUUUGUUUAUAAACUUAAUUUUUUUUGGUUUGUAUAUUGGCCUAAAUUAAAACAUUUUAUGAAAUCCAUAAUUGAGUUGAUAUGGUUUUACAAAUUUAAUCUGUUUUAAGAUUUGGCUCAUUAUGUGAACAAUAUGUAACAAAGGACUGAAAACCUAUCAACACAGAAAAAUGAUAACAAAGCUAGUGAUAUUAACACUAAUAAAUUUAAUUAUACUAUUAAAAUGAAAUACAAAUACAAAAUCAAAUAUACAGAAAUAAAAACUGUUUUAUCUUACAGCACAGCAAGUGAAAAAGCAUAAUGCUAGAAAGGCAUAGAUAAAAUUUAUUAUCAAAUGAAAGAAAAUUGAAUGGACUAUAUGUUUGCAAACUUACUUCUUCAGUUUACCUAAAAUAAACUACCACAAAUGACAUGCGAAUAGCAUUGAGUCUUAAGGAACCCGGGUCCGAAUAGCGGCGAUGCGUAUCUGGUUCCAUUUUGACUAAAUGCUAUUCAGAUGUCGUUUUGGUAGUUUAUUCUAGUUAAACUGAAGAAGUAAGUUUACAAAAAUAUAGUCCAUUCAAUUAUUUUUCAUUUGAUACCUAAUUUUGUCUUACAAACCCUACAAUAAUUUUAAAAUAUUUUUUAAUAAACCCAAACUCUCACUUCUCGGACCCGGGUCCGAAUAGCCGCAGCCAACUGUUAAUUGUCAUUAGGUCUGACUACCUCAACUUGACUCAAUAGUUUAACUAUCACACCUGGAAUAUCUCAACUUAACUCUUUGCUCAACACGGUUGGCUAACUGGUGUCCCCAAAGCUUCAAACUUACAUCUAGCCUUCAUCAUGCCAAAAAAUCUUGAAUUACUAAUCACUACCACUACAUCUUCCCAGCUAUAUCCUCUUUCCACAGUCUCUUAGUGACCACCUGAUGUACUCUUAAUCAGCCUGGUUCCCAGGCCAUGUCUUCCUUGUAUUAUCAUAAAAACAUCAGUUUCAACUCCUCCCUUGUUAUUGUACCUUUUCUAGUACCAACAGCUAUCAUUUUUCUUUACAGCCCUGGCAUAUGUGAUAGUGUCAUAAAAAUGUUAUAACAGGGCUUUGUAUACAUAUGUUGUAUCAGUUUUAUCAAACCUAUUUUAUUCAUUGUGAAAAAGAGGGCUUUUUAUUUAUUUAUAUUUAUAUAUCUUCUGAAAAUGUGUAAUUUAUUUAUGCUUUGCUUCAUUGAUUAUUACUUUGCAACUCCAAAAGUGUGCCAUCAUCAAUCUGACCGCUGUUAAUUUGUGUAUUUAUAUUUUCCAGGCUUGUGAGCAUUAAACAAUUUCAUGAUUGUGAGCUUCACACUUUUUUGCAGUUGCAGCUGAUGGCAUGCAGGUCUAAGUGAUGUGAGCUAAUCUGAGGCAUGAACAGGUGACUGGAGUUGGGGUCAUUAUUAAUUACUGGAACUUUAUUGAAUGGUCCAGAACGAACGCAAUGGAACGCACAACAUUAGACUGUGAGGAGCACCAGACAGAGCUUCUGGAGGAGCUCAAGUCUAUGUUUGAGGAAGGUCUGUUGGUGGAUGUGACAAUGUGCAUACAGAAUCACCGUAUACCAUGUCACAGAGCCGUCCUGGCUGCAGCUAGUCCCUACUUCAGGGCCAUGUUUACAUCAGACCUUCAUGAAUCUAGGCAGCAAGAGGUAAGUUGUAUUUAUUAUGUUGUCUGAACUACCCAGGUCAUCCCUGCAUGAUAAUACAUUAUUUUAAAUUUUAACAUUUUGAAAAUAAUUUAGGGUUCUUAAUUUUCCAAUAAAAUUCUUUUUAAGCCGGUUGGUUUGUUGAAAAAAUCUUAUAUUUGCUUUGAGAUAUUAUUUCUGUAAACCUACAUAAUUCAGCAGAACUUACUUAUCACUUUUAUUAUCAAAUUUAAUAUAAUUAUUAUUUUACACAAAUAAAGAAAACUCUACUUGUAUUUGUUUGAAAAUUUCCUGGAUUAUAAAAUUAUUUACUUAAUGGCAAUUACUUUUGAGUAAUAGUCUGUGGGAAAUCUAAUAUUCAGUGAUUAAGUGCCAGUACGCUUUCUUUCUAACCAGGUCUGGCUGAGAGAGACAGAUCCAGAUGCCAUACGCUUGUUGAUUGGCUAUGCCUACUCAGGGAAACUGGAAAUCACAUCAGCAAAUGCCCAGAGUCUUCUUAGCACAGCCUCCUUGCUGCAGAUGUCAGCUGUGCAGAAAGCCUGUGCCAAGUUCAUGGAGUCCCAGCUGGAUGAGUCCAACUGUGUGGGCAUCCAGUGCUUUGCCUCUGUGCACAACUGUGAGGAACUGUGCACAAAAGCCAAAGAGUUCAUAGAAAAAAACUUCACCUCAGUGUGCCGGACAGAAGAGUUCCUGGAGCUCCCUCUGGACAAAAUUGUUGACAUUGUGUCUUCAGAUGAGCUGAACGUUGAGAAAGAAGAGACGGUGUACGAGGCCGUAGUCACGUGGGUGAGCCACGACAUGAAAAAUCGCAGGCAGCAUCUGGGUGAGCUCAUGCUGCACCUCAGGUUUCCUCUGGUGGGCGUCAAGUUCCUAACCGAUGUGGUGUACCAGAACCCAGUGCUGCUGGAGAGCGAGAAAGGGCGGGUGCUCAUCCGCAACAUUCGCAUGUUCUUGGAGAACCCAGAGAAAGUGUACAGUGCAAGCAACACCAAAGAUCCAUUCCCACUGCGCUCUGGCAUGAUCCAGCCGGAACACUGUAUCCUGCUGGUUGGGGGUAUUGACCAGAAUAAGCCGUCAGCCAUUAACUGCUACAACCCUUUGACGCGGGAGGCGUUUUUCAUGGCAACGUUCCCUGAAUGUGAAGAGCGUGCCAGGUAUUACUGUGUUGAGGACCCAGCUGUCAUUGUCACAGAAGAUAACUCUAUAUAUGCAGCCGGGGGAAACUACAUCUAUCAUGCAAACUAUGGUGAGUCCCCCUCAGAGGAGGAUUCUGUAUCCUUUGAUGAUUUUGAAGAUGAAGAGUCUGUGCGGAAGGAUGUUUACUUCUAUGACAAUGAUCACAACAAAUGGGUGGCCAGAGCACCCAUGCUAUUUCCAAAAUCAAAUUUCACCCUAGCCUCAGUGGAUAAUAAAAUUUAUAGCUUUGGCGGCCUGACGUUGAACCAGCACCCAACAGAGAUCGUGGAGACAUACGACAUUGAGAAGAAUCAGUGGAACUAUGUCGGGAUGAUGCCAACAACCCUUGUGGACUUGAGUUCUGUUGUGUUGCGCGGAGAGAUCUACUUGCUGGGGGGCAGGACGGGGGUGGGUGCUCACAAUAUUGUCAUGAAGUUUGACCCGCGAAAGAAUGAGUGGAACUCUCUUGCAGGGAUGCCGACGCCGCGGUUCAAUUUUGGUGCUUGUGUGAUAGACAAUGAAAUUCUUGUGGCCGGGGGCCAGAUCUAUUCCCAUUCCACCAAUGUGAUCCGUCGAGAUGCCUUGCGCUCCUGUGAAAUUUACAAUGUUGAAGCCAACCAGUGGAGGCAGGGUCCUGAACUGACAGAAGAGAUGUACAAUGUUGGUCUGAUGCAUGUCAAUGGCUGUGUCUAUGCCAUGGGCACGUCAGAGUACCAACGUUCACCUUUCAGGAUUUACAGGUACAAUGUUGUCUGUCGACUUGAUUUGUCUCGAAAGUGCUGGGAGCAGGUUGAGUCUGAUCUAUGUGAUAUACGCAGCUAUGCCUCUGUGGCCGCCAAGCUCUACACAAGAAAGCUGUCCCAAGUGUUCAGACCAGAGGUGGAUACCUAAUGGGAUUGGAUAAGUUAUCCAGCUGUCAGGCCAGGUGAAAGAAAUGACUUCUCACAUUGACAGGUUGAAGGAAUGGUGAUCAGAUUUCAAUAAUAUGAUCAGAUUUCAAUAAUAUGAUCAGAUUUUAAAGUAAUUUUUUUAAAAUCCUAAACUGUUUUUAUC
Messenger RNA from Lymnaea stagnalis (great pond snail), 8909 nucleotides. The record is from the annotation of a GenBank genome assembly. Lineage: Eukaryota; Metazoa; Mollusca; Gastropoda; Lymnaeidae.